UAAGAACUACAAGGACCGGAGAUGGACGGAGUGCCUACAUAGAUUAGUGAAGUAGUGGGCAUCGACAAACAAACAUUGGUAAGUGUGCAGGUCAGCCUCGUUGCCAUUAGCAUCAUGUGUAUUUGAAUGCACGGAUCUUCACUGUCACUGGACUGCACUGUCUCUCGACUAGGAGGCGCGCUAAACACUUCUCGUGGCGUGAAUUAGAGGCGCCCCACGUGUGGUGUAUAGUGCCUACCUUCACGCCAUACACACGUAGUAUCUUACCACUCAUGGUUAUUCUUACCACCAUUUCUCCCCAUAUAUGAAGAUUUGCCUGAAUUUUUACACCAUGCCAACUUCAGUGUACCCGCAGGAACCAGUCAGUUAACCAACCAGUCAGUCAGUCAGUCAUUCUGGCAGCCAAUCAGCUGGUCAGCUAUAGACAGCGACCACCAUGGCCGGGGCUACCAAGCGGACAAGGGGGAUCCUGACGGUGUUGGGUUUGCUCUUCAUCGCCACCAUCAUCAUCCUCUGCCUGAUGUAUGACAGUGUCCAGCCACAGCAAAAUGCCAAAAACAAGGCCUUGCCAUGGGAUGUAUUGACCAACACUGCUCCACCAACCACCACCACCACAACAACAAGCACAACCACCACGACCACUACCAAAGCUGCUCCACCAGCUACCACCACCACUACUAAGGCUGCUCCACCAACCACCACCACUACCAAAGCUGCUCCACCAACCACCACCACCACUACUGAAGCUGCUCCACCAACCACCACCACCACUAUUGAAGCUGCUCCACCAACCACCACCACCACUACUGAAGCAGCUCCAUCAACCACCACCACCACUACUGAAGCUGCUCCACCAACUACCACCACCACUAUUGAAGCAGCUCCACCUACCAUCACCACCACUACUGAAGCUGCUCCACCAACCACCACCACCACUACUGAAGCUGCUCCACCAACCACCACCACCACUAUUGAAGCUGCUCCACUAACCACCACUACCACUACUGAAGCUGCUCCACUAACCACCACCACCACUACUGAAGUUGUUCCACCAUCCACCAUCGUCACCAGGGAGCCAUCUUCAUCCCCACCUCCAUCCCCACCAACAACAAGUGCCAUUACUAUCACUCCUGACUCACCACCAUCACUAACAAGCACAUCCACAACUCAGUCACCACAAACACAGCCUGGUGAGUCAAGAACAACCACAAAACUACCUAUAAUUACUCCACCAACACCCCCUCCAACUACUACGACAGCUGAGUCGACCACAGUCACAGAGAUACCACCCUUGUCCACCCAAGAGUCCACCAUCACCUACUCUGAGGCCACAGCUCCCACCAUGGAGCUUGAUAAGGAAACAUCAGCCAUCCCUGCCAGCACUUCCAGGUCCACCACAGGUUCGCCCACGUCCACGUCAUCAGUGCCACUCCCUUGUCCUCAGCCUACUGCUUCGGAAUCUGAAAAUGUGUGCAUGACCCCUGCAUGCAAGACCCUGGCAGCACGCAUGCUGGAUUUGAUGGACCACUCUGUGACGAGGCCUUGUGAGGACUUCUACCAGUACGCAUGUGGUGGCGUAAUAGAUGACCUUUUCCUUGACCCUGCGGAUCCUGAGAAAGAGACUCGCCGCUUCAUCCUGGAACAUCUCAAAUCCCUGUCCCCAAAGGACCCAGAACUAGGCCCACUGAAGGUUUUCUAUGACAGUUGCACUGCUGCUGAAGUGGAGAGUCGCAACAGAACUUUCUGGGUGUCAAAUGUCAAGAUGGCCCUCGACACAGUUGACAGUAUCCUUGGCCCUUGGUUAGCAGAAGAGCCGGAUUCUGCAGAUUAUUCUCAGAUCAGUAUCACUCAAAUCUUGGUGGGGAUGAUGAAAAUAGGCUUUACACCUUUCUUUGACUUACUAUUGGAUGAGUCUGAGGAUGGUACUGACAGGUUUGUGUUGAAGUUGACACCACAAAUGCUGCUGUCCCCAUUCGGUAAGGACAUGGGAUGGGCUGUGUGUUACAGUAAACACCUGAACCGCACAGCGAAUGCUCUGGGCUCACCAUCAUCCUCCUAUAAUCUUAAUGAGGACUAUGAGAAGUACCUUGAGUGCAUUCAAAAGGGCAAGGGCCUGCACGCACGUAUGGUGCAGAUGGAUCUUGCUGUGAAGGAACUUGGCCUCAUACAUCACUUUAACUAUACCACUCACAAGCAUGGUGCUGAUGCCCUGCUGGUGGAUGACCUAAUUGAUACUGAAUUUCUUCUUGCAGAUUUGUUUAGGGAAUUACCAAGCAAAUCUGAACUGCGGGAAGCACAUCUCAAGAAGGAAUUCAAAAAUGUCACCUUGUCAUAUUUGAAGGACAAGUUUGAUUUUCCCACUUUCAAUGUGGAGUGGGUGGCACUUGUGGAAGGCUUGUUUGGAUAUGCUGUGGAACCAGACAAUGUUAUCAUCCAUGUCUAUUUUGAGGACAAACUUCAUGCAGCUCUUGAUGUAAUUGACUUUCUUGGAGAUGUGAUUAAGGUGCGAAGAAUUAUGUUGAUACUGUUGGUGGAAAGGUUAUACACAGAUCUGGUGGAGCCUGUCCAACAUGCCCUAGGAAAGUCAGAGUAUUGCCUGAGGGUCACCACUGAGUUGCUGGGAGACUUUGUCUCUGCACUCUACCUGAAAAAUCUUCCUCAUCUCCAGGAACGUCAGCAGAAGAUGAAGGAGGUGAUCAAGACCAACAAGGGAGCAGCUGAGGAGGAAUUGCGGCAUCAGCCAGAAUUGAACCCAGAAGAAAUGGAGAUGUGGGUAAGCAAACUGAGAAGCAUGAGCGGGGAGUUGGCAAACCCAGACCCUUCCCAGUACCUACUGCAUGACAUAAAUGAGACUACCCUGAGUGACAAUUUUAUAGAGAACUCCCUCAUCCUCCUGACUCGCCAUCGCUCGCUCAUGUACCAGCUUUACCAGUCAUCCACAUCAUCCCCUGCAGUGUUGUGGAAUCACUUCCUGAGGCCUUUCAGUCGAUCUGGUUUGUCAUUAUAUGCUCCCAAUAAGUUUUUGAUUCCAUAUGGUGCUAUGGAGGCACCAUUCUUCUUCUGGGAUGUGCCAGACUACAUUAAUUAUGCAGGCAUUGGCCUUAUGAUUGCCCAUGAACUGAUUCAUGGCUUUGAUGAGACAGGCAUUCAGUAUAAUGGCACACAACGGAAGAUCCUGGAGGGGUAUGAGCACCUUGUACAAGUGUCAGAAUGCUUGGCAGAGCAGUAUCGUGCUCCUCAGAGUCUGCAAGCUGUCUCUGGUCUCUUAACAAACUUCAGUCUGGGACGACUGCCUCUCAAUGAGGUACUGGUUGGCUCAGGGGCAGUGCGGCUAGCAUGGGAGGCUUAUGAACUCUCUAGGAGGCAAGAGGACAAGGGAAAAAGAACACCUGCAGCUUACACUGUACCUGAUCCACCACAGCUGCCUUGGUUGGACCUCAAUCCCCUACAGCUGUACUUUCUUCGGAUUGCUCAGGUCCACUGCACUGCCACCAGUGACAUCCACAUGUUGCCCAUUAUGGAAAAAGAACACUUGCCCUCCAGUUUGUGGGUGAAGGUGGUACUUCAGAAUGAACCACGUUUUACUGAGGCCUUCAACUGCUCACCACCACCACACCACCAGUGUCCCUACAUCUUAGGUUCAGUCCCAACCCCUUCCACACCAUGACAAAUGACACACUGGUAACUCUUUUCAAGUGAAAAGUAGAAAAACUUUUGUCCACAUUCUGUGCUAGGGUCUGACACUGUCAGUAGUAGAUACUUUAACAUUUCUAGGUAUUCCCACUUUUCCUGUGAGUAAGGAACAGUCAGAAAAUUUUAAAUGCCUACCUUAAAGAUUAUAUUUAGCAUUAAGGAAAUAUAUAGAUUAAUCCAGCUUGAGAAAAAAUUAAUGCAGCAGUUUCUCUGAAUCAUAUGAAAACAUUUCAUCAGUGAUAACCUCCAAGGAGGUUGGAUAGGUGGAGGCGUCAUGACGUCACAAAAGUGAAGCCAGAGCACUAUUAGUCUGCUGCUGCCCCUACCCCCCCUUACACCCAAACCAUUACGUACUAGCCACCCAUUGAAAAUACAUGCUCAUUAUUUUCUGUUUUACAUCCAUGUUUCAAAGCUGUCUACCAUAUAUGUGACCUUGAUAGACUUGAUAGUCAUGGUAUAUUGUGCCAUGAAGAUUUAAAUGGUAAAUCAUACUUACAAAUAAGAUAAUGUAGUGUUUUCAGCUUUAGUGGAUUUGGGUGGGACAUGGGAAGCUGUCUUUGGGGCAAAAGUAUGGCUGGACCAGGUCAUGUACACAUGUAAAUAUACAUGUGCAUGUAUGUAGAUGUAGACAUUUGAGUAUACAUGUGCAUAUAGAUAAAGGAUAAAUAAACUGUGUAUCAAAUGAAAGUUUGCCUGAAGGUUGAUUUUUCUUGGUAUAGCAAUUACUUAACACAAAUUAUCUCAAAUAUUGUAGGUCUCUCUCUCUCUCUCUCUCUCUCUCUCUCUCUCUCUCUCUCUCUCUCUCUCUCUCUCUCUCUCUCUCUCUCUCUCUCUCUCUCUCUCUCUCUCUCUCUCUCUCUCUCUUUUUAAUUCUUUUUUUGGGUAUGGCUACAUACAACAAAUUUUGUAAUGAGUUUGGUAGUUCAUUGGGGAAGGACAGUGUCAGUCAUGUGUCAAGUUUCAACAACUGUCAGUCACAACACAGGUGUAAACCUGAUGCCAUGCUAACUCCUUCCUCAAAUUGCUUCUAAUGUAGCCACUCAGAUUUAUCUGACCUCACUCAUUUUCAUUCCCACUCAUUUUCUUGAUAACCAAUGCAGACACAGCCUAAGAUUUAAUGAAACAUGACAUACUGCAUAGUUUUAAGUUGCCUUACACACGUAAUCUCUAAUUCUAAGCAAAUGCUCUGCUUUGUCCUUAUUCACAUUUUCACCUUUCUUGGAUUUUUCCCCUGUGGCACUAAAGUAGCUGCUAAGGAAUUUUCUUAGCAUUACUGUAAUCUAAACAUUCGUGGCUGUUUCCAGGGACACACACUUUACAUUCAAGAAUUACUUUAUUCAACUAGGUAUCAUCUGUGGCUAAGCCAGUUAACUUAGCCACAGACUGAGCUUCACUUAAGUGUGGAUAUUGAUGCCCAAUGGUUACUGGAAUGUAAUGUCGGUUGCACCACAAAUUUGUGUUUGCACUGUUUAAGUGGUGUUUGAAUUGGGUUUUGUGUGUUUUAAAUAGAUGCAUUAUGUGGUUAACAA
Molecule: messenger RNA, 5222 nt
Organism: Portunus trituberculatus (swimming crab)
Lineage: Eukaryota; Metazoa; Arthropoda; Malacostraca; Decapoda; Portunidae
Product: membrane metallo-endopeptidase-like 1
Exons: 19
Coding region: 437-3667 (1076 amino acids)
Biological process (GO): protein processing
Cellular component (GO): plasma membrane
Molecular function (GO): metalloendopeptidase activity
Source: RefSeq, a predicted model, not a curated record